AAAUUAGGGUUAUUAGUUGAAUUAGGUGAAAUGAAAUGGUAUGUCCCAUGCAUGAACAAAAAGUCUUUUCCUUCAAAUCACUUUAAAUCGUAUCCUGCUUCAUCGAUCCUUUGUUACACCUUUCAAUUCCUCCCAGCGGGAAUUUUCCAUCGGCUUGUUACUACCUGUUUGCAAAUACCUUCAAGUUGGAAGUUUGCUGCUAGUAAAAAAGGACCAUUUAUUUACUGAAAUGUAGCUGUAUUCAUAUUCGAUAACCAUAACAUUUUGCUCAGAAUGACUCAGACAGAAAUUCAGCUACAGGUAUUUGUUAUUGAAGGAGAAGUUGAAACAUCAAAAUGUCAAGAAAUAAAGAAAAAAAUUGACGAAAUGUUAAACGUUCUCUCCAGAACAUUCCCAGCUGACUUAAAGUUUCAGCUGGCGUUUAAAUGCAAAGCUACCGGAUUUUGUGAUGACAAAGAAAGCAGUGUGAUUAAAGAAUCUGACUUUAUAGCAUCAAGUUUCCAGUGCGUGUUAUGUCCAGAGGAGAAGAUGCAUUUCAUAAACACACAAGCCAUCACAAAAUACUGGAAACAGGUACCUGCAGAUGAAUUUCAGAUAUCUAAACAUGAGAAUGGGUGUAAGGACUUAAUUUCAGAGGGAAACUGUGGAAGCACAGCAUAAAAAAUUUACUUGAAACAGGUUUCUUAAUGUUAU
This is a messenger RNA of Saccostrea cuccullata (small rock oyster), 693 nucleotides long. RefSeq lists its product as uncharacterized. The transcript has 2 exons. The record is from RefSeq and is a predicted model, not a curated record. NCBI's taxonomy places the organism in Eukaryota, Metazoa, Mollusca, Bivalvia, Ostreida, Ostreidae. Bases 274 to 660 code for a protein of 128 amino acids.